This is a messenger RNA of Aspergillus lentulus, 618 nucleotides long. The record is from RefSeq and is a predicted model, not a curated record. NCBI's taxonomy places the organism in Eukaryota, Fungi, Ascomycota, Eurotiomycetes, Eurotiales, Aspergillaceae.
AUGACCGAUCCAUCUGGUGGUAUACCAUUUGUGACGCAAAAUUUACAAGAAGGGAAGAGAUACAUCAAAAGAGGCAACAUCUUGCUCCCAUGCCCUUCAUUCGAAAAACCCGAAGACAUCUUGAAGCUUCCCCCCGAUGAAGAGGUCAUUACCGUUCUCGGCAAACAAUACGUGCCAUCCCGCGUCCAUCAGAGCUCGAAGGUUCUUUCCAAUGCCUCGCCGAUGGGUCUUUUCUCUAGAGACAAACUGUUUGACGAUCUGCAAGAGCCAGGCCGACCCCUGAUGAACGAUUCAGAUCUGCGAAGUCGCAUAUACGAGCGUUAUCUUCACUUUGGAGGCAGCCGAUACGAACGCGAGUUACCUGAUAUGCUGCCACGCUCUGACUGUUGUGUGUUCACGCAUGCGGAUAUUGUACCUCGCAAUAUUAUGAAUGAUGAACAGAACACGGUCACGGGUAUUCUCGACUGGGAAUGGGCGGGAUGGUACCCGGAUUAUUGGGAGUAUGCGCAGAUAAUGAGGCCUGCUUUUGAGGGCGGUUUCAAAGUGUGGAUGGACCGGACUGCACCUCAGAGAUGGGAUAAAAGUGGGACUGAUGCCGCCAGGCGGGUCUUGUUUUAA